AUGAACACUCUCAGCCUCAUAGUCCUCUUCUUCGGCGUCGCCAUGGCCGACACUCACCACAACUGUGGCUGCACCGUCCGCGGCACAUACAGACAGGAUCUUGGCCAGGCUGCCUGUGCCCUCUGGGGCUCCAACCAGCCCAACACUCAUUGGGACGGCUACUCCUGCGUUGACAAGGGCUACGGCCGCGGUAUCGAUGGUGCUCCCUGGGAGACUACCUGCAAGCAGGCCUGGGAUAUCAACUUUGGUGGCAACAAGAACGAUGCUUGGGGCAAGUGCUGGCACUAA
Messenger RNA from Fusarium tjaetaba, 288 nucleotides. RefSeq lists its product as uncharacterized. The record is from RefSeq and is a predicted model, not a curated record. NCBI's taxonomy places the organism in Eukaryota, Fungi, Ascomycota, Sordariomycetes, Hypocreales, Nectriaceae. Bases 1 to 288 code for a protein of 95 amino acids. The transcript has 3 exons.